Messenger RNA from Lodderomyces margitis, 1692 nucleotides. RefSeq lists its product as uncharacterized. The coding region runs from base 1 to 1692 and encodes 563 amino acids. The transcript has a single exon. Lineage: Eukaryota; Fungi; Ascomycota; Pichiomycetes; Serinales; Debaryomycetaceae. The record is from RefSeq and is a predicted model, not a curated record.
AUGACGGAAGUCUCACCCUCAUCCAAGAAAGUAGAUGAUUUCCUAUCAAGUCUAUCGCAAUUGUCCCAGGAAAGACUUAAAGAGGAUCGCCAAAGACAAAGAAAUUUGCAACGUAACAUUGAUGAAUUACGAUCAAGGCUGAACAGUGCCUCACCUGUCAAAAAUGAUAGUAAUUACCGAUCGUCUAGUACUAGAUCACUGUACCAGGUGUCUGCACCAAACCUCAAGUUUAAUAGGUCAAAAAAUAUAAGAGAUGACGAGGUUGCUCCUCCGUUGCCAAAAAGGCGAGACAUGAAAGAGGAAGAGGAGGAUGAACCGCCGGCUUUACCUAGUAGAUCAAAGAUUGCUGAGGAGACACCACCAAGGCUUCCAACACGAAAGUAUCAAGAUUCCAUUGGUUUGUUGCAACCAGUAGCCAGAAAGCAAGCACCUGCCAAACCACUGAAGCCAAAAGCGGUCUAUGAUAAACCUGAGGUGCUCCCAUCUAACAAUACCGAACCUGGGGGGCAUAGAUCUUUCCGUGAUAUUGAAAAUUUAAUCAAGUCUGGAAAGGCCAGUACAAAGACACUUGAAAGUGCCUCAGAGCAGUUACAAGAACACAAAUCAAAACCCGCCAAACCUGACUGGCUUUCUUCAUUGUCCUCGUCGAAAUCAACAGUGCGUACGAAGCAGCAGUCACCUUCUUCCUCGUCAGCACCUACAUCAGCAAUCACACCAACGAAACCAAAACCAAAUAGUUGGAUAGAUAGUGCGGUUAGCAAGUCACCAGAGUCGAAACCUAAAACAAAGGCUCCUCUUGUCAAACCAAAUAAACCCAAACAUUUGGAACUUCAUUGUGAAGCAGAAACAACAAAUAAUCUGGAGCCUGAAUUUAUGUCUCAGUUUCUGAAAUUGAAGAAGCCACAAUUGAUACCACAGAAGGAGCCACCGGUGGUGAAGCCCAAACCAAAUAUCAACACUGUACAUGAACCACCAGCAGAAUUCCAAGCAAAAUUCAACUCGAUUGCUAGAUCAUCUCCAACGAAACUAAAGGAAAAGGCAGUAAAUUAUGAGGAGAAUGAUGCUCUUGAGUUGAGAUCAAAGUUGAAGAAAAUGGCACCCGCCAAGCCAGCAAAGCCUAAAUUUAACACUUCUACAUAUGAGCAAAAGGACAGUGAGGAAUUGCGGGCACAGUUGGACAAAUUGGCACAUAAGAAACCUCCUAAGAAGCCAAUAAAGAAAGCUGCCACUGAGGAAUUCAAGUCCAGUUUAAACAAGCGGGACCCCGAACCAACCAUAAAUCGUGCUCCAGAUGAUUUAUCCUUUGAGGACAAAUUAGGUGCCCUAUUGUCACAAGCACCUGUUUUGGUUAAGGCCCUGACAUUUCCUCAAACAGAAACUGCAAAGACUAAAACUACUCGCAAACAAGCUAGUAGUAAGACGUUAACUCAUGCUACAAAGAGUAGGGCUAAAGGUCCAAAACGGAAAUUACCCAAGAAUAUGCAAAGCGGGGGAGGUGCUUCCAAGAGUGUCAACAAAAUUGAUCUGAAAAACGUGUCGAAGGAUAAGGGGCUUGGAGCAGAGGAAGAGCAAGAACUGAAACCCCAAGAAGAAAGUAGAGCACCAAUAGUUAAGAAACCGCCCCCUAUCAAGCAAAAGCCACAGGAAAUUAAAGUCAAACCAAGAGUAAUAAGCGGAGAGUUGUUUAUUUAA